This is a messenger RNA of Trichosurus vulpecula (common brushtail), 3063 nucleotides long. RefSeq names its product cytochrome P450 3A4-like. Gene Ontology annotation, molecular function: heme binding; iron ion binding; oxidoreductase activity, acting on paired donors, with incorporation or reduction of molecular oxygen, reduced flavin or flavoprotein as one donor, and incorporation of one atom of oxygen. Bases 100 to 1626 code for a protein of 508 amino acids. Gene Ontology annotation, biological process: steroid metabolic process; oxidative demethylation. The transcript is spliced from 13 exons. The record is from RefSeq and is a predicted model, not a curated record. NCBI's taxonomy places the organism in Eukaryota, Metazoa, Chordata, Mammalia, Diprotodontia, Phalangeridae.
UGUCAGGGAAUUACAAGAGCAUUUAAAGUUGAGGCAUUAAGAACAAAGGGUCAAGAGAGACGAGGAAAAGAUACAGAAACAAAAAGCCAAUCAGAGGGCAUGACAAUGAAUAUUGUCCCAAGCUUAAGUGCUGAAACCUGGGCACUGCUUGUUUGCUUCCUGACUCUCCUGUAUCUAUAUGGGACCUGGACACACAAGAUCUUUAAGGACCUGGGAAUUCCGGGACCAGCACCUCUUCCUUUUCUUGGAAAUGUUCUUUCUUAUGACAAAGGUUUUACACAUUUUGACAUGGCUUGUUUUAAAAAAUAUGGGAAAACCUGGGGGUUUUUUGAAGGCAAACAACCAGUACUGGCCAUCAUGGACCCAGAGACUAUCAAAACAGUGUUGGUAAAAGAGUGUUAUUCUGUCUUCACCAAUCGUCGGCAUGUUAGUCUAAGAGGGAUUUUAGAGUCUUCUCUCGCAUUUGCUAACGAUGACCAUUGGAAGAGGAUUCGAACAGUGUUGUCUCCAACAUUUACAAGUGGAAAACUCAAGGAGAUGUUUCCCAUCAUUAACCAAUAUGGAGAUGUGUUAGUGAAGAACAUGCGGAAGGAAGCAGAGAAAAACAAGCCUGUAACUCUGAAAGACAUUUUGGGGGCCUACAGCAUGGAUGUGAUCACCAGUACUUCAUUUGGUGUCAAUACUGAUUCCUUGAAUAAUAAGAAUGAUCCUUUUAUCAGAGAAAUGAAGAAGUUAAUAACUACAUUUAAUGUUCUUAACCCACUCAGAUUUACAACAGCGCUCUUUCCAUUCCUUGUUCCUUUGUUAAAACAAUUGGACAUAACUGUAUUCUCCAAAGAAUCAACUGAUUUCUUUGCAAAUUCAGUUAAAAAAAUAAAGGAAGAACGAAAGAAAAAUUCACAGAAGCACCGGGUAGAUUUCCUUCAGCUUAUGAUGGAUUCUCAGACUUCUAAGAAUUCAGAGACACACUCUCAUAAAGAUCUGAGUGAUGAGGAAAUCCUGGCACAAUCCAUUAUCUUUAUUCUUGGUGGAUAUGAAACCACCAGCUCAACCAUUUCUUUCCUUUUGUAUAACCUGGCCACCCAUCCUGAGAUCCAACAAAAACUUCAGGAGGAGAUAGAUGCAGUUUUGCCCAGCAAGGAAGCAGUCACGUAUGAUGCCCUGGCACAGAUGGAAUAUCUGGAUAUGGUGAUAAAUGAAACUCUCAGGCUGUUUCCCGUAGCUGCCAGGGUUGAAAGGGUUGCUAAGAAAACUGUUGAGAUCAAUGGACUGACGAUCCCUAAAGGCACAGUGGUGGUCACCCCAUCCUUUGCCCUUCAUCAUUACCCCCAAUACUGGCCAGAGCCAGAGGAGUUCCACCCUGAAAGGUUCAGCAAGGAAAACAAAGAGAAAAUGAACCCCUAUGUGUACCUGCCCUUUGGUGCUGGUCCUCGAAACUGCAUUGGGAAGAGAUUUGGACUUAUGAGUAUGAAAGUUGCAAUUUGCCGACUCCUGCAGGAAUUUUCCUUCAGAACUUGUAAAGAGACACAGGUUCCUCUGAAACUGAGCAAAAAUUCAAUCCUUUCACCAUCUGUACCAAUUGUCCUGAAGGCUAUACCAAGGCCCAAGAAGGCAAACAAACACUAGAAAUUCUCCUUUUCCUUCUACACAUCCCCAACUACAAGCACGCUCCUGAUUUCUCUUCUAUAACACAAAGACAUUCAAUCUUUCAAAAUAACUUAAUUUACCCUAUGAACCAUAGAAAAAGAAAGGAGUUUUUUUUUUGUUUUUCUUUUUUAAUCAGUGAGAAGGAAUACUAAGAUUUUUCAGAUGAUCCGUGUUUGAGGCUAUUGUAUAAUGUUCAGUGGUGUAAAGAGUCACAUACAUUGUUCAUCAGAUCAUAUGCCAAAAAAAAUGGCCCACCAAUAAUUUAUUACCACUUGAUAUCACUGGAAGAAAACAGAGAAAGCCAUGAAUUGAGCAUCUAUUCAUUAUUUUUAUGAACAAUUAAAGUGUUUGACAAUAACAACAGGAGUGAACACAGUAAUAUUGUGGGAAUCAUAUUACUUAUUAUUAAUAUUCUGCAUUUGACUAAAGCAUAGUAUAUUUUUCUUUUUUCAUUUUUUUCCUUUGGGUCUGUAUCUUCUUUCAUAACACGAAUACUAUGGGAAUAUAUUUUUCAUGACUGAACAUGUAUAAGCUAUAUCAGAUUGCUUCCUGUCUUUGGGAGAGGGGAGGUAAGGGAAAGUGAAAGAAAUACAGAACUUAAAAUUAGACAAAAUUAAUGUUAAAAUUGCCUUUACAUGUAAGUGUGAAUAAAUAAAUAUAAUUUCUUCAAUAUUCUUCAUUGGACUACUCUGCUGCUACAAACCAGAAAAGACAUUUCUGCAGACCUCUUGCUUGAUAUCUAGUAUCCCUUAGUGUCCUAUCAUUAUCAUUUAGUUGGAUGGGCAGAGUAUUGCUUUUGAUUAUCUUAAUUAUUUUGAUCAUACAGAAGUUCAGUUUAUCCAUUUUUAGCUAGCAUGGUAAGUGGACAAAUAGUUAAGUUAGUUCUUUUUUUCUUUCCUUUCUUUCCACAAAGAUUUGACUAUAAACACUGACAAAAACCUUGGGCUUAAUUGGAUCAAUUCAGUCUUAGGGAUUUCUUACAAGUCACCCUCUUUACAUUGAGAAUUUCACCCAAGAACAUCAGCAUUUUUUAUGCAAAUGGUAAAAAGGAUCUCUUGUUAUUCUUAUUCUUAUGCAAGUGGUACAAAGGAUCUCCAGUUUCCACCUGAAUAUUAUGCUAACAAUUUACAAAAUACAGAGUAGCCUUUCUUUCAGGUGACAAAACCUAUAAAAGAAAGCAUUUAUACCUAAGCUUCUAAACAAUCAAAACAACACUCCUUGCAGUUCUUGUUGGCUUCUAUUUCACACAGGGAUACCAUGUGGUUGAGGCACAAUCAAAAACAGAAAAACAUUUGGGGCUAUUAUAAAGCCAACCCCUAUGAAAGUUUGUUUCUCUUUAUAUGUUCAAUGGCAUUCUGUUAUUGUAAAUCUCUCUCCAUUCCCCACCCCACAAAUAAAAUUUAAGUCCUUACCUUA